ACAAUAAUAGUGAUUGCGUUUGGAAUUUCUUCUUUUCAAGCAAUAUCCAGAUCCCAGCCCUUCCCUUCCCUUGCCCUGCAAGCCCAGCCAGACCAAACCGUACACGCCCUUUCCCUUUCUCUUUCCCAGUUUCCUUAGCUCUCUCUUGCAAGCAAACCAUCGAAUUAAUAAGUUCCAACGUUUCACCUUCUAUUUAUAGCUAGCCUCUUUCCUCCUCCUAUUUCCGCUUCCUUUCUCUAGCUGAAGGUUUAGCGUCGUUCAUUUGUCGUAGCUGAUGAUGAAGCUUAAAAGGUUGCUUCCUUGCAGAGAAGGUUCUUCGAUCCACUUAGUCAACGUGGAUGUUCGAGAAGAAUAUGCUAACGCUUUUCGCACAGAAUCAUACCAUGAGUUUUGGACCCGCGUCGUCGCAUUAGGUAAAAGAAAAUCCACAACUUAUAAAUCUCUAGUAUCAAGCACAGCUGAUCGACUCCCAUCCUAUCGGUUAUUUGCGGAGCAUCUCUUGGAUCCGGAUCAACCCACAGUUAUUCGAAUCCUAAAUUUGUCCAGGAUUAAUAAUCACCCAGCACACCACGCCCUACUAUCGGAUUAUUUUCUCGAAACUGCCGAUGCUUCAUUCCUUUGUGGUCGUCUUUUGAAGGACAUUGACCGUAUACGAGUGAGGUAUCGCUCACUGAAAACCACUAUUGACACCCUUGAAACCGUCUUGUUCUCCUCAGUAAACCACUUACCUUAUAUAUUGGCCCAAUUGACUGAAUUCUCCAGUUCCUCCAACCCCUUCGCCUCAUCAACUUCAUCUUCACAUCAAGUUCAUACAUUACAAGCCGGCUGCGCCAACUUACUCAAACGACUUGAGUCAAGCCGUGAUGAGGCUCGAGCCAAAAUCCGAUUGAUUAACAAGAUAAAGAGCAGCUCAGCUAUUUUUCUUGUAGCUUUCACGAUUUCGGUGACGACAAUAGCCACCGCUCAUGCUCUAGCAUUGUUGGUUGCGACACCUAGUUUGGUAGCGGUAUCAUUAGAACUGGCUUCCUUCAAAAAGCUAGUUAGGUUGUCAGCUCAGCUUGAUGCAGCCGCAAAAGGGACUUAUAUAUUGAACAGGGAUUUGGAUAUAAUAAGCCGACUUGUGGCUCGGGUGAAUGACGAGCUAGAGCACAUCAGAGCCGUGGUUGGGUUUUGGCUACAACGUAGAGAAGACAGGCUCCAAGCCAGUACAGAAGUUGUUCGUCAGCUGAAACAAAACCACUCCAGCUUUAGCCAACAACUUGAUGAGUUAGAGGAGCAUUUAUAUUUGUGCUUCAUGACCAUCAAUAGAGGUAGAAACCUUGUCAUGACAGAAAUUUUGGACCCUAGGGUCCCUAAUUUAUGAUCGCCAUAACUUAUGAUGUACCCUUCUUUGGUUAUUUUCUUCACUGAUUUUGCAAUGUUUAAAUGGUAUUCCUGUGCAUUAGACUCUCACUUUUGGAGAGUCAGGGAAGAAUUAUAUUUAUAGACAAUGAUACAAAAUCAUGAACAAAAACACACAAAUUCAGUUAAUAAUUACUUGGAGUCAAUUUAAUAGUUAAUGCCAGCAAAUCAAUUUUACCUUCAAUUACAAACUAAGCACCUAUUUAAUUAUGAUUCUGUAAUCCCAAUCUACUUAGGUUUCUAAUGAAUUAAUCUACUUAAUUAGAAACAAAAGAAAAUAGAAAACAAAUUAAAGAACUAUAAUAAAUAAUGCUAUUUUAUAAUAUCUACUUUUUCAUUUCACAUUAUCUCAUCUUUUGUUUCAAGAAGAAAAGUAAACUUGAAUCAAUAACCUUCCGAUCACGACAAACGAGAACCAUGAUGCAAUAUUAUUAAAUACAAAUAUACCCACCUAUUUUUACUUCAAAUUAAUAAAAUUUAUUUAUGAUUUGACAACAUUUUUCCGUUUAUAAUCCACUUUGGAAGAUGGAUCCUUUUGUUCUUUAUACAAUGUGUCUUAAAUUUUAUUAUUUUGAUAAGUGAAUCACAUCAUAUGAAAUAUUCUAUGAUCCCUCUGUCCCUUUUCUUUUUCUCUCUGCAGUUCUUCAAAGUGCUUUUGCUAUUGGUAUAUGAUCUCUUCGAUGACCUGAGAGCAGAGAGCUGCAAAGUCUUCGAGGUCUCUCUCUCUCUCUAAGAUUUGCCGGAUUCUGCUUUUCCUCUACGGGUCCAAUCACGCCCAGUGUCGUAGAACGGCUUUUGUUCAUGAAGCUGAGAAUUUGAGGUUGCUAAUAUUUCACUGAAAUCACUGAAGGUCGGUCUUCCUCAUCCUCAUCCUUUCAAUUCCCGCUCGAAGACUGAAACCCCCUUCUUUUCCUGCGGCCAUUCCCGUCCUCAUCAACUGAAGGACUGUUCUCGAGUCACUCCGUCUCUCUCAGCUCCGUCGACGAGACCAUCAGCGUCUCUCUCAAUCGCACCGCCCCCAAUCGCUGAAGGUAGCAGCAACCACUGAAACCCCCUUCCUUUCCAUGCGGCCAUUCCCGUCCUCGUCAACUGAAGGACUGUUCUCGAGUCACUCCAAAACACUCAGCUCCGUCGACGAGACCAUCAGAACACCAGGAGCGGCCGUCUCUCUCAAUCACACCGCCCCCAAUCACAUUGGAUUUUAGUUUUUCCAAUCAAAUAUAAAUUUAAGGAGUUAUUUGGUAGAAAAGAAAGAAUUGGAGGCGUCAGGCAUGGGUUCCCGAGAGCUACUCGCAGGUUCCAGGAAGAGAAUUAAAGCCAUUGUGUUGGAAAUGUUUUGUGAUGAAUAGAAGAGAAUGGAAAGGGAUGUGUCAUGUGUGGUUGGUCACAGUUUGGGCGGGGAAGACGGUGUUCGUUAUAUAGAGAAGAUAAUCGGGGCAGUUCUGUCCCUUGUCACUCAGGGGAGCCCUAACUGGACAGCACCUGAGGUUAUAAAAGAUUCAAAUGAUUGCAGCCUUGGCGCUGAGAUAUGGAGUCUUGGUGGAUGCACUGUUUUAGAAAUGGCUACCACGAAGCCCCCAAUGGAGUCAGUAAUUUAAAAACAGAGAUUGGUAGCCGCUGCUAUGCUUAACAUUGCUAGUGGCAAAGACCUUCCUGCAAUACCUGAUAACCUCUCUCAGACGACACAAAGGAUUUUGUGGGGCAGCGUCUGCAACGCGAUCCUCUUCAUCGUCCUAGGGCUGCUCAGCUUUUGGAGCAUCCUUUCGUAAAAGAUGCUGCUGCACUGCACCUCUAGAAAUGCGAGUUAUGGGCCCUGAGGUUGCCUAUCCUCUUGAGGCCUCUGUUACAUUCUCCGUUUAUGCCAUUCCUUUUUCAUUCCUAUGAGCAUAUCUUUGCCCACAGCAAAUGAUUGUUAUAUUAACCCUGCACACACCAUUGAUCCUAGUUGCUGAAUAGUAUAUGGGAAGAGAUUUCUAGAUUAUGUAUAAUAUUAGAGAGAUAAGGUUAACUGUAUAAUCAACUAAUGAAUAAGAUAAACGUUCUCUCAAUUAUCCAAGAUUGUCACUGAGAUCGAAAUUGAAUGUAUUAACCUUUUGUGGC
Diospyros lotus (date-plum) is the source of this 3501-nucleotide messenger RNA. Its product is annotated as UPF0496 protein At3g49070. The record is from RefSeq and is a predicted model, not a curated record. Bases 275 to 1363 code for a protein of 362 amino acids. The transcript is spliced from 6 exons. NCBI's taxonomy places the organism in Eukaryota, Viridiplantae, Streptophyta, Magnoliopsida, Ericales, Ebenaceae.